GUCACCAGCGCUGAGUUUUUCCAAAGCGAUGCUUAAGAGAGAGCGCCCGGGGCGCCGCAGGCCGGACCACGUGACCGGGAGGCAGGCGCCCCCGCCCAUGACCGGAUGGGAAAACUAUGCCUGGGGCCGGGCCCGGCCUGGUUGCUGCUGCCGCUGAAGGCUAGGACGCGAAGCACGACUGGGAGCUCCCUUGCUCCGGACGCCCCUGGACGUGGCCGGCGGUGACGAGGGUGACCGCCAUGAUCCCCUGGGUGCUCUUGGCCUGUGCCCUCCCCUGUGCUGCCGACCCGCUGCUUGGUGCCUUCGCCCGCAGGGACUUUAAGAAGGGCUCCCCUCAACUCAUCUGCAGCCUGCCUGGCCCCCAGGGCCCACCCGGCCCCCCAGGAGCCCCAGGGCCUUCUGGAAUGGUGGGCAGAAUGGGCUUUCCUGGGAAAGAUGGCCAGGACGGCCCGGACGGGGACCGGGGGGACAGCGGAGAGGAAGGUGCCCCUGGCCGGACAGGUAACCGGGGAAAGCCAGGACCAAAGGGCAAAGCCGGGGCCAUUGGGCGGGCCGGUCCUCGUGGCCCCAAAGGGGUCAGUGGUGCCCCAGGGAAGCACGGCACACCAGGCAAGAAAGGGCCCAAGGGCAAGAAGGGGGAGCCAGGCCUCCCAGGCCCCUGCAGCUGCGGCAGUGGCCACGCCAAGUCGGCCUUCUCGGUGGCGGUGACCAAGAGCUACCCACGGGAGCGGCUGCCCAUCAAGUUCGACAAGAUCCUGAUGAACGAGGGCGGCCACUACAACACAACCAGUGGCAAGUUUGUCUGCGGCGUGCCAGGGAUCUACUACUUCACCUACGACAUCACGCUGGCCAACAAGCACCUGGCCAUCGGGCUGGUGCACAACGGUCAGUACCGCAUCCGGACCUUCGACGCCAACACGGGCAACCACGACGUGGCCUCGGGCUCCACCAUCCUGGCCCUCAAGCAGGGUGACGAGGUCUGGCUGCAGAUCUUCUACUCAGAGCAGAAUGGACUCUUCUAUGAUCCUUACUGGACCGACAGCCUCUUCACGGGCUUUCUCAUCUACGCUGACCAGGAUGACCCCAACGAGGUGUAGACAGGGACGGGGUUGGGACCCCAGGGAGAGAACAGCUUCUGGACUUGUGGUUAUGGAACAAGACCCCUAAACUGGCUGCUGGGGGCCAGGGGUGGGGACCUUCUGGCUUCAGGCCAACCUCCUCUGCCUCUUUUUCCUUCCAUCAUUAAAUCCAAGCUUUUUUAUUCGUC
This is a messenger RNA of Choloepus didactylus (southern two-toed sloth), 1267 nucleotides long. It is a transcript of the gene C1QTNF2, whose product is annotated as C1q and TNF related 2. Bases 240 to 1097 code for a protein of 285 amino acids. The record is from RefSeq and is a predicted model, not a curated record. Gene Ontology annotation, molecular function: protein binding. The transcript is spliced from 3 exons. NCBI's taxonomy places the organism in Eukaryota, Metazoa, Chordata, Mammalia, Pilosa, Megalonychidae.